AUGGACGCUCCCGAAGACGACCUCGACAUCAAACUCCAAAAGAUUUCGGGAGAUCUCAUCGCCGAUUUUGACAAGUCCCUACAGCCGUUUCUUCGGAAACAGCAGAGGAAACAACAUGUCCAGGCAGCGAGUGGAAACGGCCUCCCCGCAGUCCGGUUACGGGUCCGUACGCGUGAGACGGCGCGACUCAUUUCUUCGCUGCUAGACCCGUUCCAAGAACUCCCCCAACUUCUCGACCCGCACCUCCCUGUCUGGCUCUCGGCUCUCGGCGAUGCAUAUCUCGAGUACUAUCUCACUAGCCACCUCCGCCAAUCAACACUCCCCGACCCCUCCGCCGACCAAAUUGGUUCCGGCCUGCUGAUGCCCCUUCCGCGCGCUAUUUGCAAACUUCUCUACACGUUCUGCAAAAUCCGCGGGGAGAAGGUAGUGGUUCGCUUUCUAAGUAACGAGGCGCGGUACUUAGAAGUCUUGCUAGCCGCGCUAGAAGAGGCCGAGAGAACUGGCGGUGUCUCCGGCAACGAAAACGACAACGGCACAUCCUGGGCAUGGGAAGAGCGCUACGUCGUCCUCCUCUGGCUAUCCCACCUGAUGCUAGCCCCCUUUGACCUCUCCAGCAUGUCCUCGCAGGAAAUGCUGGGCGAAGACGAGGUGGUGUCUGUGCCCGGUCUGGUGUGGCCGGCCAAUUUGCCGAGUAUCACGACCCGUAUCCUGCCGCUGGCUAUCGAGUGUCUUGCUUCGCCGGGUAAGGAGCGGGACGCGUCUAAGGCACUGCUAGUGCGGAUUUCGAUGCGGCGGGAUAUGCAGCAGCUUGGGGUGUUGGAUGCGUUGGUGCGUUGGGCGUUGGGGGCUUUGGGAUCUGAGAGUGGUGGUGAUGGUGAUGCGGGGGCUGGGAAGCAGCGGACGCCGUAUCAUUACAUUGGGGUGUUGUCGUAUUUGGCUGGGAUAUUGGCAUCGUCUGCGGAUACGUCGGAUAUGAAUCGCUACUUGACGAAGAUUUUCUACGUUGUGCAUGGGAUUGCUGCGUCCGAGGAAGGUGGGAAAGGGGGUUCCUCGAUGAUGGCAUCGGCUUUGGCGCGUAAGACCAUGAUCAAGGUGAUCCGGGCUAUUACGGUUCUGAUUCUACGAGAUCCACAGGACAUGGAAGGGAUGGAAAUCGUCGAAACGACAAUUGGGUUUCUCCUGGAGAGUUUGGCAGACAACGACACGCCUGUCCGUUUCGCAGCCAGCAAGGCGCUCAGCAUCAUCACGCUGAGACUGGAUGAGGGUAUGGCCUCGCAGGUCGUCGAAGCUGUGCUCGAGUCUCUCAACCAGAAUGUUUUGCGUGUCAAAGCUUCAACAGACUCGUCAGGAGUUCCCAAGAAGGACUUGAGCAUGGUUGACCCCCUGGAAUGGCAUGGCCUCAUGCUAACGCUUUCUCACUUACUCUAUCGGCGGUCUCCGCCGGCCGAAAACCUAGCCGAUAUCGUGCAGGCUCUGUUGAUGGGUCUCUCCUUUGAGAGACGGAGCACAUCCGGGAGUUCUACGGGCGCAAACGUCCGUGACGCCGCAUGCUUUGGCGUGUGGGCACUAGCUCGACGGUAUACCACUUCUGAACUUCUCGCCGUGCCCACCACUUCCUUUGUCACCACUGGCAAUCCUGACUCGGCAACCUCGAUUCAACAAAUAAUUGCCACCGCGUUGGUCACCACAGCCUGCCUUGAUCCAUCAGGAAAUAUCCGCCGCGGCUCGUCGGCGGCCCUGCAAGAGCUCAUCGGCAGGCAUCCUGAUACGGUCGAGAAGGGCAUCUGGGUCGUCCAGACGGUUGACUACCAUGCCGUGGCCCUCCGGUCGCGGGCCGUUCAAGACGUCGCGUUGGGUGUGACGAAGUUGGCUGGGCUGUACGGAGAGGCUAUUCUGGAAGGGCUGCUGGGCUGGCGAGGAGUGGGUGAUGCAGACGCGGCUGCGAGACGGGCCGCGGGCGUAUCGUAUGGCGCUAUUACGGCCGAACUGGCGUCGUUGUCUUCGGACCCGGUCCAGAGGCUGGCGCAGUCUGUAAGCUUGGUGCUGGACCGCAUCAAGGGGCUCGAGGCGCGGCAGGUAGAGGAGCGGCAUGGGCUGUUCUUUAGCUUUGCCGCUGUACUGGAUGCCCUAGCGGAGGUUGCUUCUCCCGAGACACAAACGAGCCCGACGUUCAGGGGAUUAGUCUCGCUCUCGCUCAACGCACUGCUUGAUAUCCUCGAGGACAGCGACACAAAGACCUACCGCAAACCCGAACUCAUCGCUGAAGCCGCCAGCCGGCUCAUCAUCUCCUCAUUCCCCGCCCUUCAGGCAACUACGUCAAGCACCACUGCUAAGCUGUUGCCUGGUCACUCACUCAUGUCCAAACCCGGUGCUGAGCUCUCUCACCUCGUCAACUCCAUCCACCGGACCACAACCGUUAAAAACGAUACCCCAACCUCGGCCUUAACCUCAAUCCUCCCCACACUCACCACCCUCGUUCGUUCCAAUCUCCAAAAGUGGCUCAUCCACCCCGACAUCGCCAUUGUCUCUGCCGCUUCCGACGCCGCCGUCAUUCUCAUGCUCUUCUGCAGCCCACGCGAGCGAGCCGAAACCAUCAGCGGUUGGGCCGAGUCGGCGCGACGUAAUCUCCGGCAGACGUCCAAGACGCGCACGACGAGUGGGCAUUUUUCGGCGUUGGCGGCCGUUUACCCGCUUGCUACUGCGGUAACUACGCAGAGUGGGGAGGCCAGCCAGGAUGAGAAGGAGGAAGAGAAAGAUAAGGACCUUAUUUGCAACGCCAUCGUGGAGAGAUGGCGCGCUGAUGUGUGGACGGACACGAGGGCGUGUAUCCUGCAGAGCUUGACGGGGAGCGAGUUGCUAGCGCGCAAUACGAAUGUGUUCCUAGACUUAGUGGCAGAAGGGCUGGAUGAUUACACCACGACAGCGCGGGGCGAUGUGGGAUCGUUGGUGCGCUUUGAAGCCAUCCGGGCGACACGGUCGCUGUGGGAACGGGAGCUGGAAACGGCGGGUAGCGAGACGGCGCAUCGGCUGGUAUCCACGCUGUUCUUGCGGAUCUUGAGGUUGGCGGCCGAGAAGCUGGAUCGGGUGCGUGUCGAGGCGCAGGCUGCGCUUGCAGUGGUGCUUAAGGCAAGCCAAGCCGCCCUCCUCCGCCGGUCCACCUUCUCCUCCCAAUCCUAUUUCAUUUUCCUCCUCGACCUCCUCCAUAACGACUGGCUCCACCCCACCGUCUCUUCCACAGCCAAAGCCGACCCCGACGCCUGGAUGGACGCCCUCCUCGCCGGCCUCGUCUCAUCAGCCGACACCGGCAACGAAGAACUCGUCAUAGCCACACGCGCCGCCCUCUGCGCGUUCUGCGAACGCUCCCCAACCCACCGCGACGUCGUAUGCGGCGCGCUGGCGCGCAACCUCAAGACCUGGCAGGGAACAGACCGGGUCCUGGUCCCGACGCUGGAGGUGGUCGCCUUCUUGUUCCACGUAGGCAUCUUUGAGGGUGCCGCGGGGAUCGACUACAAGACGCUGUGUCUGCGGGUGCAGAAGGCGUGUUACAAGACCGGGAAUGUGCGUAAAAUUGAAGCGUGUGUGAGGGUCUAUGGGGCAAUUGCGGAGUUGGGGAACAGCAGGAACAGCGCCACUCCCGCCAGCGCUGCUAGCAUUCACCAGGACACCCUGGAUGCCUCAGUCCCCAAAAUCACCACAAAAAGGCAGGAAGAAGGCAUCCGUGAAGCCCGUGUCCGUCUCGGGGCUCUCAUGUCCCACCCCUGGCCACGCGUCAAGAGUACCGUUGUGGACGAGCUUUGGGGUCUGCAUUACGAGGACGCAGCGAUCGCCCAAUCUCUGAAAAGCGUGGACUGGGGGAAGGCAGAGAAGGCUAAGAUCAGGACAAUGGUGGAGGGUCUGGGGCUUGUUUGA
Dichotomopilus funicola is the source of this 3909-nucleotide messenger RNA. RefSeq names its product tubulin folding cofactor D C terminal-domain-containing protein. The record is from RefSeq and is a predicted model, not a curated record. Bases 1 to 3909 code for a protein of 1302 amino acids. Gene Ontology annotation, biological process: post-chaperonin tubulin folding pathway; microtubule cytoskeleton organization; tubulin complex assembly. The transcript is spliced from 4 exons. Gene Ontology annotation, molecular function: GTPase activator activity; beta-tubulin binding. Lineage: Eukaryota; Fungi; Ascomycota; Sordariomycetes; Sordariales; Chaetomiaceae.